AUCGUAAAUGCUAGUGAGCAGCACCAGCAAUCUCAUCGGCCAUUUGAUUUCCAAACAUUUCUUUCACACCUAAAAAAGAAGAGCGCAGAUCCAAUAGUCAGGUAUAUUCGUUCUUUUUUGAUGUCAUUCGCCCGGCAAACAAGCGCAAUGUCGGCAACGCAGAUGUCGAAGGCAAUCAGAAACUUUAAGUUAUUCAUCGAGGGAAAGUUCCGAGUAUACGAGCCUUUCGCCUCAAUGGACGAAACUGAUUUAGAGAAUUCUGUGGAAGGCGUGGAGAAAUUAAUUAUGAAUAGACUAUAUGAGUUUUGCUUUCCGCCUGAAGCAACAAAGAAGUUUGAAUUUCAUUCACCAUCUGCGAUGUCCCAGGAUUUGUCCGAUGAUAGAGAGUUUUCGGCUCAGAUAGAAAAGUUCAGCUGGAUUCUGGGUGUUCAUUUGGAUGUUAAUUUAGAUGAUCUAUCCGAAAGAAAAAGGAGAGCAUCAAAAGAUGAUGUUGAUUACAUGGAAUAUGCUGCAAGAGAGUUGAACAAAAUUAAUGAUUACCGUGCUCCCAGAGACAAAAUUAUUUGCAUAUUGAAUGCCUGCAAAAUACUUUUCAGCCUCCUUAGAAUCACAGACCAAGAGACUAAUGCUGACUCUUUCAUUCCGUUACUCAUUCUCGUCAUACUCAGAUCCAAAACUAAGAACAUUAUCUGUAAUUUACAUUAUAUUGAAAGGUUCAGAGGAGAGAAGUGGUUGAACCACGGCGAAACGAGCUACUAUCUUUCUACGGUAGAAGGCGCGAUUACUUUCAUCCAGAACAUCAAGAGAGAGGAUUUGACAAUCGACCAAACUCACUACGAUGCUCAUAUGGAGGCAUGGGAAGCGGAAUUGCGUCAAAAAUCUCCAAAGCAAACCAUUCCCAAAAAGGAAAUAUUGGAGUCAAGUUCCGAAGUAGCAUCUCGCCAGAAGCUGGGAAUUUUACCAUCUAAUGUUUUAAUGGCAAGUGCUGAAAUUUUCACCAAGUCAAUAAGCAAUUUGAUAAGCAAUCCCGAAGAAGCUGUUUCAGCUUCAAGGCCGACAGAAGAAGCUAGAACAAGUCAAGAACAAGUCGGUUUCACAGAUAAUCAGGUGGGUGAGACAUUCAACCAAUUGUGUGAAAUAUUCCCGUCACUUGACAAGGAUAUUAUGAGAGACGUUGUCAUAAUGAAUGGGGCAGACUUUGAGGUAUCACUAGAUGUGUGCCUACAACUCGUCAAC
Messenger RNA from Metschnikowia bicuspidata var. bicuspidata NRRL YB-4993, 1236 nucleotides. Its product is annotated as guanine nucleotide exchange factor. Gene Ontology annotation, cellular component: endocytic vesicle; cytosol. The transcript has a single exon. Gene Ontology annotation, biological process: vesicle-mediated transport. Lineage: Eukaryota; Fungi; Ascomycota; Pichiomycetes; Serinales; Metschnikowiaceae. The record is from RefSeq and is a predicted model, not a curated record. The annotation marks the transcript as partial. Gene Ontology annotation, molecular function: small GTPase binding; guanyl-nucleotide exchange factor activity.